AUGCAGCGGAUUAAGGAGAACCGAGAGUGGACCCAGAGUACAGACAUCCUCCACCAGCGACCGGGUUUUGUCCUCAAGACCAACCGACUACAACUUCUCCAUGCCGGGCUGCUCAUCCCUCAAGCCCUUCACCGGCACCUCCCACCCCGCCCUAGCCCACCAUGUCUCCCGUCGACUCGGCAUCCCCAUCUCACCCGCAUCCCCAUCGACAGACGUCCCUCAGGAGAGAUCUCAGUCUCAAUCAAGGAAAGCGUCAGGCAGGCCGAUGUCUAUAUCAUCGGAACCGCUAGCUCGAUCACUUGUACCACCAACUUGGCCCUCAUGGAACUCUUGAUCAUGAUUCACUCCUGUUCGAUCGCCUCCGCUGGACGAAUAACCGCUGUGAUCCCUCACUUCCCAUAUGCACGUCAAGACAAGAAGGAUAAAUCGAGAGCCCCAAUCACCGCCAAGUUGGUUGCGAAUAUGAUCCGUGAAGCAGGCGCUCAUCAUGUCAUUACGAUGGACUUACGCGCAUCUCAAAUCCAAGGGUUCUUUGAUUGUCCGGUCGACAACUUAUACGCCGAGCCAACACUAGUCCAAUAUAUCCGAGAGAACGUGGAUGUGAAGAAUGCAGUGAUCGUUUCGCCGGAUGCAGGAGGAGCGAAGCGCCCCGCUUCCUCAGUGCCUCCUCGAUCACCGCCCGCCUCGAUUUUGAUUUCGCCCUCUUUCCAUAAGGAGCGUAAGAAAGCUAACGAGGUCUCGCGGAUCAUGAUCCUUGCGGGUAGUGUGAAGGGCCAGACGGCGAUCCUAGGUGAUGACAUGUCCGCCGGCGCCGUCAAUGUCAUUGCCCUCAUCACUCACGACAUCCCCUCUGGCCAGGCGAUCUCGAACAUCGAUAACUCGAGCUCGUGA
Messenger RNA from Puccinia graminis f. sp. tritici CRL 75-36-700-3, 891 nucleotides. Its product is annotated as ribose-phosphate pyrophosphokinase. The transcript is spliced from 8 exons. Gene Ontology annotation, cellular component: cytoplasm; ribose phosphate diphosphokinase complex. The record is from RefSeq and is a predicted model, not a curated record. Gene Ontology annotation, biological process: purine nucleotide biosynthetic process; 5-phosphoribose 1-diphosphate biosynthetic process. Bases 1 to 891 code for a protein of 296 amino acids. Gene Ontology annotation, molecular function: ribose phosphate diphosphokinase activity; magnesium ion binding. NCBI's taxonomy places the organism in Eukaryota, Fungi, Basidiomycota, Pucciniomycetes, Pucciniales, Pucciniaceae.